Messenger RNA from Photinus pyralis (common eastern firefly), 4737 nucleotides. RefSeq lists its product as uncharacterized. The record is from RefSeq and is a predicted model, not a curated record. Gene Ontology annotation, biological process: DNA integration. NCBI's taxonomy places the organism in Eukaryota, Metazoa, Arthropoda, Insecta, Coleoptera, Lampyridae. The coding region runs from base 379 to 4590 and encodes 1403 amino acids. The transcript is spliced from 3 exons. Gene Ontology annotation, molecular function: nucleic acid binding.
UACAUAAUUUUUGGUCCUGUUCGAGCAGGAUUCGUUUCGUUAGAAAAAUCUUCCUAUGCCUUAACGUUGAGGGUUUGAAAGAAUUAUUCAAAAUUUACAUUCGAUUGUCUCGGAAGUUACAAUUAACGAUUCCGAAAUUUGCAUUGAUAGUUUCGCAUUUCAUAGCAUUGUAUUUGAAUGAAAUAUUUGCCCUUCAUGUCGUACGUCGUGCGAGUCUGUAAACAUUUGUGUUAAAAUUUGCUUUCGUUGUUAUCUCUUAGUUAUCGUACUUAUUGGGUUUUCCAAGCGUUGCCCUUUUUUAUCACGCGCUAUUGCACCUUUUGUACACGAAUUUAUCCUUAUUAAAUCGUUGCAUUUGCAUUUUAUUUUGUCGUUAUAAUGGCUGCCAAAUUGAAACAAUUCCAAGCCUUUAGAAAUAUUUCGUUAACCACGCUUAAUACCAUCCACGCCUUAUCUCAACAGGCGCGCGGUGAUUUAUCGAUUAAAAAUUUGUUUAAUACGUGGUUUCAACAGGUCGAAUCUUGCAAAGAGACCUUUGACCUUAAUCAAGUAGAAAUAGUAUCGUUGUUAGCAGAUAAACCUGACAAUUUGCAACAAGAAAUCGAUGUAGGUGUAGAUUUUCUCGCUAAAUAUGUAGAAAUAAAAACUGUGUAUUUAGAAUUGUUCCCAAUUUCGCGUGUACCAAAUAGUAGUAAUCCUCUUCGGCAAUCGGUCGAUGAGGAACAAAAACAUUUCGUAGAUCGCUUGCAAAAAAUAGCUUUGCCUAAAUUCGAUGGCAACAUUCGUAAUUGGCCCCACUUUAGGGAUUUAUUUGUUAAAUUAGUCGACGAAAAACCAUACGCAGAUGUGGAAAAAUUUCACCUUUUAGCAGGUAGCCUUUCGGGCGAACCUCUUAAUUUAGUUAAGUCAAUUCCCAUUUCGGAUGACAAUUAUAAAAUCGCCUUUCAAGCCUUGUUAGAUAGGUACAAUAAUAAUCGAUUGUUAGCCACUUUGUAUUGGAAUGAAAUCCAAAAUAUCCCGAUUAUACCCGUCGAAUCCGCCUCGAGCUUGCGGAAAUUAUUGAACACUGUUCGUGAGAACUGUGAAGCUCUCAAAUUGUUGAACCUUGCCGACACUUGGGACUUUGUCCUCUUUAAUGUCAUUAUUCACAAACUCGACUCUGCUACGCGCAAAGAGAUUGAAAUUCGUUUAGAUAAAAAGAAAAUUCCUACAUUUUCAGACAUAGAGCCUUUGUUGAGCGAACAUUGUUUGUCGUUAGAAGCCUUACAGGCACCACUUUUGUUGAACGUGACUGAAUCUAAUAGCAAAAAUCCUCGUAGUUUCGAAUCGGUUGGCAAACCGCAAAAAUUGUCAUUGUCGUCGUCUGGUACUUUUACCAAAUCUCCUAGCAAGACCUCUCUGGUCGCAACUUCGUCGUCGCAGUCUCGUUCAAAACCUCCUCUCAAAUGCCUCUUAUGCUCUCGAAACCAUAGCCUAAUUAGUUGCCCUGCUUUCAACGAAAAGCAACCCCAAGAUCGUUACGAAAUCGCCAAACGUAAUCGCAUCUGUCUAAAUUGUCUGGGUAGUGGACAUGUCGUCGCUUCUUGUCCCUCCUCGCGGAAUUGCCGCACUUGUGACGCUCGUCAUCACACACUUUUGCAUUUUUCGAAUAGACCUUCUAGUCCUGUCGUUUUGCCAUCUACAAGUGAAUCAAAUGGAUCGAACCAAUUGACCUCUUGCACUAGUCGUUGCUCAGCCACUUUCAUGGCUUCCAAUUCAGAUCGUCCUCCCGUUUUACUGGGUACCAUAGUUCUAGAGAUUAGAGAUCGUUUCGGUAGUUACCAUAUCGUUCGGGCCUUGCUGGAUCCGGGCAGUCAAGCGUCCUAUCUUUGUUCGAGCUUAGCAAACAAACUUCGUUUGCCUAAGCUAACCAAUGCAGUGCCCAUCUGUGGUUUAGGGCAAGUCGCAACCAAAUCAUCGUCUAUAGUUACUGGAGAAAUUCGUCCCAGUGAUCGUACUGAUCCCACAUUUAAAGUAGAUUUUUUCGUUUUGGAUAAAAUUUGUGGCAACUUGCCAAAUGAUAAUGUCAGUUCUGAUGUCCCCAUGCCUGAUAGAGUUAGAUUGGCGGAUUAUGAAUGGCACAGAUCUCGUUCAGUUCAGAUGUUACUGGGCGCAGACAUCUACCCUCAAAUCGCUAGCCCUGGUCUAGAUAGGAGAUGUAGAAAUUUGGAACACCCUUUCUUGUUGGGUACAAUAUUUGGUCAUGUAGUGUUAGGUCCGGUCAAUGGCGCCAGGCCUCAACAAACCGUUACUUCGUUGUUUUCGUCGCUUAGUUCGGCUUCUUCCGUUCACUCGCCUUUGUCGUCCCUAGAUAAAGUCGUCGAGGAAUUUUGGAACGUCGAAGAAGUUCCGCCUGCACCAGCUGCAAUCACUCCUGAGGAUGAUCGCGCGGAAUCCAUUUUUAGAAAUUCGUUGUAUAGGGAACCAUCUGGUCGUUUUGGUGUUGCCCUCCCAUUCAAGAUUUCGAAACCUGCUUUCGAAAAUUCUCUUGAAGUUGCAAAUCGUCGUUUUCGUUCGUUGGAAAAUCGUUUCGUUGGCCAACCUCUGUUGAAGUUGGACUCUAGUCAUCUGACUCCAUUAGUUUCUCAAUUCGUUGAACAAUUAGUAAAUCGCUUCGCCCUAGGUUGCUUUGAGCUUCGCAAAUGGGCAUCCAAUCGUGUGAAAGUUUUAGAUUCGAUUCCUUUAGAUCAUCGUCAGCCUCAAGCUCUUUCGUUUGAUAGUGAAUCUUCCGACACUGUCAAAAUCCUUGGUCUUCAGUGGCGUUCAGCUUCUGAUUCUUUCGCUUUUGUUGUCAAUCCUCGUGACGUUUCGUGCACAAAACGCACACUUCUUUCGGAAUUAGCUCGUAUUUAUGACCCUCUUGGAUUCCUUGCACCAAUUAGUUUCGUCGCAAAGUGUCUCAUCCAACAGAUUUGGUUGUUAGGUCUUGGUUGGGAUGCAGAGCCUCCCAGUUGUAUCGUUUCGCAAUGGAAUCAAUUUAAAGUUGAAUUACCUCAACUCUCUUCGCUUCGUAUCCCUCGUGAGUUGACCCCGGGGGGUGAUUUUGGUUCUGAUUCGUAUCUUUGCACAUUGCAUGGAUUUUGUGAUGCGUCUGAACGUGGCUACGCCGCCGUAGUCUACCUUAGUUUUUCGUUUUCCGAUCGUAAAUCUUGUACUUGUUUAGUUAUUGCAAAAUCUAAAGUAGCUCCCCUCAAGCAGUUAUCCAUUCCUCGUUUGGAACUCUGCGCUGCAGCACUCCUGGCUAAAUUAGUCAAAUUCGUUUUGGACACUUUUCGUGAUAUUGUCGUUAUUGACAAAAUUUUCGCAUGGACUGAUUCUACAAUUGUCCUCAGUUGGAUUCGUUCGUUACCUAGGCAGUGGAAAGUUUUCGUCAGCAAUAGAAUAGCUUACAUUCAUGAACGCAUUCCUCCCGGAUGUUGGCGUCAUGUACCCUCUCAGAAAAAUUCUGCUGACUCAGCGUCUCGUGGCUUAUUGCCAAGUCAGCUACUUUCGCAUCCUUUGUGGUGGUCAGGCCCUGAUUUUUUGACUUUAUCACCUAAUUUCUGGCCUCCAGAGCCAAUAAACAUAAACAUGGCCGAUUGCAAUCGUUGCUUUCGCGUCAACCCCACUACUUAUUGUCCUCCUUCGGCACAUUUACCUUCCCUUCGGGUAAGCCAUCUUAAGGCCUUCAGUGUUGUAGGUUGUGAUUUUGCUGGGCCAUUUACUAUCACCGCAGCUAGAUUUCGUGGAGCAAAAACCCUAAAGUCGUAUUUGUGUAUUUUUGUGUGUUUCGCGACCAAAGCUGUGCACUUAGAAGUCGUUUCGUCGUUAUCUACUGAUGCCUUCAUUGGGUCAGUUAGACGCUUUAUAGCUCGUCGUGGACGUUGUGUCCAAAUUUUUAGCGAUUGUGGUACCAAUUUCGUCGGCGCGAAUAGAGAAUUUAAUCGGUUGAUGAAAAAAUCUGUUGAAUCCCAAGCUAUCGCGUGGUCCUUUAACCCUCCCUCUGCUCCGCACUUUGGUGGGCUUUGGGAAAGCGGCGUCAAAUCGGUAAAAAGACAUUUAGUUAGAGUUGUAGGGAACCAAAUCCUCACUUUGGAGGAAUUUAAUACUGUAGUUAUAGAGAUAGAAGCAAUUCUUAAUUCGAGACCUUUAUGUCCCAUUAGUACUGAUCCUAAUGAUUUAGCUAGCUUGACCCCUGGUCAUUUUUUAACCUUGGAGCCUUUGUCGUCCCCUCCGGAUCCAGACUUAUCCCACUUGAAAUCCUCGCGUCUAGCUCGUUGGCAAAUGGUGCAACACAUGCAGCAGUCAUUUUGGGCGCGUUGGAAAGCAGAAUACUUGCACACUUUGUAUCAGAAAAGCCAUCGGGCUACUGACAAAAAUCUCGUACCGGCCGACAUUGGCACCUUAGUUUUGAUUAAAGAUGAAACCACGCCUCCGUUAAAGUGGAGACUUGGUCGCAUUGACAAUCUUUUUCCCGGUUCGGAUGGAGUCGUUAGAGUUGCCUCCGUUCGUACAAUUCGUGGGGUUCUCAAACGCCCUUUAGUAAAAUUGUGCGCUUUGCCGUCACAAUAAUUUUCGUUUAUUUGCUUUGUUUAAUUUGUUUUAUAGUAAAUUCGUAGUUAGAAUUUGGUGGGCGGUAUGUUGCGUCCCCAAACUAGAAUAAAAUAUCCUUUCGUUUUUCCUUUAGUGAAAAUCCCCUGUACAUAACCGUUUUGCCUU